GCUCUGGUCCAGGACAGAGGCAUCAGUUUUGAGCAGAGGGAAAACACAACGCUGCCGACGAAGAAUGCUUCCAAACUGCACACUCUGUACAGAUGUGAUCACCCCUGACAUCUUCAUGUGCAAAGUGUCUCAAACUUGCACCAAACCCACCUCUGCACGACUGUUAGGUGGGACCAGUCUCACUUUACUGCUGAUUUGAACGCAGCACCAUCAUGGGUGCUAAGCAGACCAAAGGCCAGGAGUCUGGAGGAGGAGCCAGUCCCCAGCACAGCUGGAGGCGGACGCCCACCAAGGAGCGUGGGGACAUCCUGGCGUCCCUCAUGCUGAAGUCUGGGGACAGGUUGAGCCGAGGUGGGACGCCGCCACCGUACCAGAGACGCAUCGGCAUGAUCCAGGAGAUGAUGCUGAUGGCCAAGCAGGGCAAACAGGACGAGGCUACAGAGAUGCUGAAGACACUCCGACAGGACCUGGGUAUGGAGUCAACUUCCCUGGAUGACGUGUUGUACCGCUACGCCAGCUUCAGAAACCUGGUUGACCCCAUCACACAUGACCUGAUUAUCAGCCUGGCGCGAUAUGUCCACUGCCCCAAAACGGAGGGCGACUCUCUCGGCGCCAUGGAGAAGGUUUGCCGUCAGCUGACCUACCAUCUCAGCCCCCACUCGCAGUGGAGGAGGCAGGGCCUGCUCAAGAGGAAACCUCAGGCGUGUUUGAAGGCGGUGCUGUCGGCCCCUCCGUCCAGCGGGGCGUUGGAUUUGUCCGGCAUCCCUCUGACGGCUCGAGACAUGGAGCGACUCUGCGCUCAUCUACAGCACCACGCGUCCACCGUGGUCAGCUUGGAGCUGGGAUUCACUGAGUUAACGGAUGAGGCUUUCCUCCUGCUGCUGCCCACGCUGGCUGCCCUGCCACACCUGGAAACUCUAGCACUGAACGGAAACAGGCUGACCAGGACCAUUCUGAAGGAGCUGACUGAUGCCCUCAAGGAUCCAGGCAGUUUUCCCAGUGUCACAUGGAUUGACCUGGGAAACAACGUGGACAUCUUCUCUCUGCCACAACCCUUCCUGGUCAGCCUGAGGAAGCGCUGCCCCAAACAGGGCAACCUACCCACCAUCCUGGAGUUCGGAGAGAGUCAGGCCAGCGAGCCGCCUGAGAGGCUGAGGGGGCUCGAGGAGGAGGAAGAGGAGACGGACGACACGAACUGCACCGAGAGCAUGGGCGAGCUCCGGUCUGAGGUGGAGGAGGAGCUGGACGGCGAGAUGGAGAUCGAAGAGAUGAUGGAGGAGCUGUUGGACUUUGACAGGCAGGUGCAGGGCAAGGAUGAGGAGGAGAGUAUGUGGACGGUGCAGGAGCAGAGGAAAGGGGGGAAGGGGUGGGGGAGGAGAGAGAGGGACAAGGGCGGAGAAAAGGAGGCGAAGAGGAGAGCGACAGAGCGGCAGCAGCAGAAGCUGGGGGGGAGGGCGGUGAUGGUGGAGGAUGAUGAUGAGAGCCGCUCCUCCCACCUGUCCUACUCCAGCCAGUCGCAACACUCCUCUGGAGCUGUUGAGCCAACGAGAGUGGAGGAGGACGACCUGACCGACCAGUCAGACCUCUUGACCUGAUUGCUGCUCUCCGCUCAUGCUUCCCCUCGUGAAUCGAGCCUCGGUGUAUGAAAGGACACAACAGAAGGCUCCGACAGAGUGGGCUGAAAGUCAAACAGGCUGCAGCGAUGGAAGGAUAUGUCACUCAAUACCCACUCUACUGAUCCGAUUUGUGACCAAAACACAGACGCGUUCAGAUCCUGGACGAGUGACAGCUGCACCCAGGUGACUCUGUGACUGACAAUCUCUUACAGGACGCAUGUUUGUUGGAUUCAACUGCAAACAAUCUGAAGUCUGACUGACUAAUUGUAUCACCUUUGGCUUUUAUCUAUCCAAUGAUAACCUUUAUUCAGGUCCUUCCUCCUGGUAACCCUGGUAACACCUCCAUGUGCCUGUAACACGUCACAGACUGGUUGAUAAUGAUAAUAGAAGAGAUAUAUAAGAGCAGAGCCUCAUAGAAAAUAAGCCAGGAGCCAUGAAGCUUUAAAAAAAAAAUGCCAAAAUAAAAACCUGGUUGAAAUGUUUAAAAUAAAUGUCUCCCUCCUACAUAGUGCACGUCAACUAGUAGCCAGAUGGAUGAGAAGCUAGCCAGGAAUCAAAAGUCAAGCCGACAGAUUUGUAGAAAUCAGUUGCUACUUCAGAAAAGGAGCAGAUGUACAGUCAGAACAGAAGUGCAGUGAUGGUGAUAUGAGUCAGCUGAAACCAAAAGAACUUACACUAACAACAGUUUAAGAAUCUAGCUGCAAACGGUACAAUGUGGCCCCUGUUCUGAACAAGAGUUUGCUGAUUUUAAUGUCCUGGUGUGUCCAGUAGAAAGACAUUUAGCCGCCUUUUUUCCCUCAUAAUCCAGGUCAUGUGUCACGUCACAGUACUGUACACUUGUGUGUAUCACAUGUUUAUAGUGCUGUGUUUAUAUAUAUAUAAGCUGCAUAUAUCUAUAUAUUGUAUACUAUGUAGCGCUCACACUGUCAGUCCAUAAGAAUAAGAUAUUUCUAAUAUAUAUAUAUAUAUAUAGGCAUAUCACUGAAUUCAUGGCAUCAUCCAAAUUAUAUACAUGUAUGUGUAUGUGAGUCGUAAGGUUACUGAUAGGUAGAGAAUAUUCCUUCCUGCAGACACUAACCUGAAACUGUUAAAACGGAGUAGAAAUGCAUAUCUGGUUCACACCUUUACACACUUUACACAUACAGUGUCUCACACAUUCACCUUUGGAGCCAUUCACACGUGUGGUGUAAGAAGUGAUGCACCUGAGGCGUGGCAGUCGCAUCACAAAAUCUUCAACAGCACCUCAGCUGACUCUAGGAUGGAGUUUCCUUGGAUCCCUGCCUGUGUCGUUUAAAUGUGUGACUACUGACAGAAACACUGCUCACUACCAUUCAAUGCCAAAAAACAACAACGUUGUUACUUGAUAUUUCUUUCGGCUUCUCCCUCUCUCUCGGGGUCACUGUAGCGGAUCACCUGCUUCUUCACUGACGCAACCCUCCCAUUUAUCUGUGCAUGGCAGCUACACUUGGAGUACACUGGGUGUGCCCACCCCCCAUGGCUGGGGUCAAAUUAGAGUGUCCAAUUAACCCAAUAAAUGGGGAGCAAUGGAGAUUGGGUACGUUGCUGAUAUGCUGUGUUUCCAUCGCGGUACGGUUUGGUUUGGUACAGUACGGUACAAUUUGGAGGCAGGUCGGGUGUGGCGACAUCAGACGCGACACAGAAGUCAACAAUGGAGGACAUCCAGCAGCUCUUCUCUCCUGCUUGGUUUGUGACCGUUUGUCUCAGCAAGACGUCAAACUUUGUAUGAGACUGCGGGAUCUGCCUCCACUUCCAUGGGAUAUUUGACUGUUGUGGGUGGAGCCACUCUAGCUCCACCCUGACCAUAACGUAACAUUUUACUGUGGUAUCCCAAGGGAAGGAUGUCAACGCACGGAAUGAUCAGGGCUGGUUAUUUUGGUACUAAAAGUGUAGAAAAGUGUACCAUACUGUACCAUACUGUGUCGGUGCAAACACAGUUAUAGUUACCCCAGCACUUGACCAGUCAGGAUUUGACUCUGCAACCCUCCGGUUACAAACCAAGCUCCAUUUCCACUAGGCCAUGGGGCUGCCCCAAUUGUUUUUGCUCCAUGAAUAUCACAGAAAAGAAGAGUCAGUGUAUUGUCAUGUUGAUGUUUGGUGUCAUAGGUUCCUCAGGUCCGAGCAGGGCUAAGUGUCAAUCAUCUCACCCUUCUGGUUUGUGUUUGCCUGUGUCGAGUGACCCGUCCUGAUUCUUGGUGAGUUUAGGAAUUGGGUGAAGAGUUAGACACCAGCUAAACACUCAGACUACAAUCUUAAUUUGGUUAUAACUAAAUCCAAGGAAAAACUUAAAGCGAACAUUGGGUAGCAUAUUGUAUAGCUAUGCUAACCCCAACAGGUGCCAUGGAUCGACAUGCAGAUACUGAUUAUAAUCCAUAAUAGCCAUAACAACAGGUGAUUAUGGCUCUUCUGUUGCCAUGCUGUCGUAGUUUUAUUUGGUUGUUUAUUGAACCCGUUAACGUGUCACAUUCUUGAAGAGGUGUUCCAUUUUGUGGGGCUAACUUGUUCCAAGGACCAAAAGGGCAGAGUAAAGGACAGGGGUAAAAAAUGAGAAAUGGGAUUUGUCCUAAGUAUUGUGUUCAGGUGUUAUCAUGUAAAUAACAUGGACUAAAAAAGACGACUUGUACAGAAGACAGACCUGAACAUCAAAAACCUUUUUCCAAACCUGGCCUAACCCUUGAGGUAUCUUUGGGUUGCAGUGGACUCAGGUCAGGUGUUCUCCCCCCCAGCAUUGACCAUUUAAUAUAUUUAUAUUGUGAAAUUAUUACAGAUUAUAAUAACGCCUUAAAAGUAAAGCUGCUGCCUAUUUUUUAUCUAUCUAUCUAUCUCUUUAUAUACAGAGUUAAUCGUUCUAAAUUAGUAGCAUACCCCUUUAAAAUACUGUAGUUGUCAUGUGUUGUCAGCUUGAUUUUACCUCUGUAUAAAUUUGCACACAACCUUGAUGAUGAGAAUCCAGCAUACUGACCCAUACAGUGAUGUGUCAGGAAGCAGCUUGAGACACAGAUGUUUGCACUCACAGGAAAUGAUUUUCACCACUUUGCUCACCUCAUCAAAUAUUCAUGCAAUAUCUUAAGAAUAUGUUAACUGCUUUAUCUCACCACCAGACAGCCUGAACCUCAUUCGAAGCCACUCUCUCUCCCUGCACCAAAGUCCAUAGAGAAAAUAAGUGAUUUUACAUCACUGCACACUGGAGUGGAUGAUUCACUGCCGUAUCCACCAGUUACAGUUGAAUGUGUUGUGUCUGAUGAUGUCACUGAUGAUCGCAGCUCCUCUGUCCCAGUGAGAGAAAAACACUGAUUUUUCUCUCUGGACUUUGGUGCGGAAGAGUGAGCAGUUUACAAACGUCAGUGUACCUGUGAGAAAAAGCUGUCUAAUGGCAACGAACAUAUCCUUAAGAUUAUUAUACACUUGAGCAGGUGUAGCUUUUGUUCAGUGAGCCUUUUGUGGAGGAGUUCAAAAUAGUUUUUCAGUGAGUGUGAACACUGUGUCUCAAACUGGUCCCUGCGUUGACUCUCAUAAAACUACACAUACAAGUCUGAGCUAUCACUUUAAAUCCCGGAUUGUGGUUGUCACCAUUGGCACUUUUGUAAAAUUUGAUAUUGUAAAACUAUUAUUAUUAUUAUUAUUAUUGUUAUAAUAAAUAAAAAAACAAUCUUUAUGAGUAAGUUACCCACUCUACACUGAAGAUUCCAGCCAUACAUUAUACUGACAUUUAUUUUAUUGGUAGGUGAUUCAUACAACUGUAUUACAUUUCAUUGCACACUUGUUAUUUAAAGAUGAACAAAAAUGAUAAUCAACAUUAAAUACCUGAUAAAGCUGACACUUAAAAAAAAGAGGCAUGCAACUAAUUAAAAUUUAAUUCAGUUUACAUGUGAUUUUUGGGGAAAAAAAACAAAGCAACCUCGUUUUGUGAAAAUUGAAAAAUUGAAGAAAAAAAAAUCAAUACAAUCAUUUAAAAAUAUAUAUAUUAAAGGGUGAUCAAAGCCAACAAGUCUGUGCAACCAAGUUUUUCUUAACACUUUUGUAUGAUAUUGUUACAACAACAUUAACCACACACUGAGUGGAAUUGCACUUAUUACACUUAUUACAAAGACAAUGUUCCCUUUAACCUGCCUUUACAUGAAAUAAAGGUAGUGACAGUUUUUACACACAGGCCAUUACUGUGCACCCUUUAAACAAAGAGCAGACGUGUGUACUGUUGUGCAGUCGUUCAUUAUUACAGGCAGCAUCACACACACACACACACACACAGCAGUUAUUAGCAUUUGGAGCUAUUGUGUAAAAGGACAGGAAUUUCAGAUUGUGACUUUAACGUCUGUAUGAACAGAGAGAAAGAGUCGGCGCAGAUCAGCGGUCGUAAUGUUCUGAAAGCAUCUUUGCUCUCGGCUGCUUUUAUGUUAAGGUCACUGCAAAUCAAAGCAAAGGACGUCACAACUGGAAAUAGGCUGAUGUAUUAACGUGCCGUACAUGUGCUUUUGAUUUGAUUUGAUCUUUGAUCCAUCACUCAAAGGAUUCCUUCUCCAGGAAGACAUUAACCUGAACGUGUGGGAAAAUGUACAAAAAAACAUGUUUUUAAAGUCCUGAAUAAAGUGAAGAUGAUACAAACUACCCGAUGGUAACUGUUGGGAUCAGAGGAGAGUAUUGAGGGAAAAACAACAACAACAUAUUUGUAAUGCUGCACUGAUUCUGGGCCAAAAUCAUAUAUAAAAUGUACAUUUGAUGUGUACACAUUCCAGAUUAACAACAUUGUCUUUAUCAGUCAACUAGGUGAAUAUGGAUUAAUACAUAUGAAUUGGUACCGCCAAGAAUUCAGUGCAUCCAGUGUGAGUUCAUCCAUAAACACGUAAUAUGUGUUUAUUGUUUGGGGGUUUCACUCCCAGAAUGCUCUCUGCUUGUCAACAGUCCUUCCAUGUGUUACAAUAAGACGGGACAUGACUGAGCAGGAGACACCGUGGAUGUCCUGCAUGUCCUGCUCAUAUACAACAGUGUGAGAUGUAAAAAGAAACUGAGAGCAUGAGUUCUGUGGAUGUUUUUCUCUGUCAUCAAGUCUUUCCUUCGAUGUGUAUGUUCAGAAUACUUCUGAAUGACUCCGUGUUCAGUGUCUGUCUUUGUUACGCUCCUUUCCCAGCAGCUGCCAUGCAUCUUUUAUUUUUAAUGCCACUUAAUUGAGAUGAUACAAAGGCUCUGUGGAUUGAUAUGCAGCAUAAGUGACAUUGUACAACUUUUUAUGUAAUGAUAUGGAUCUUGCAAAUAAAUUGUAUGAUACAAAAACA
This is a messenger RNA of Solea senegalensis (Senegalese sole), 6904 nucleotides long. It is a transcript of the gene lrrc75a, whose product is annotated as leucine rich repeat containing 75A. The record is from RefSeq and is a predicted model, not a curated record. The transcript has 6 exons. Lineage: Eukaryota; Metazoa; Chordata; Actinopteri; Pleuronectiformes; Soleidae. The coding region runs from base 213 to 1595 and encodes 460 amino acids.